Patiria miniata (bat star) is the source of this 2307-nucleotide messenger RNA. It is a transcript of the gene psmc1, whose product is annotated as 26S proteasome regulatory subunit 4. Gene Ontology annotation, biological process: proteasome-mediated ubiquitin-dependent protein catabolic process. Lineage: Eukaryota; Metazoa; Echinodermata; Asteroidea; Valvatida; Asterinidae. Gene Ontology annotation, cellular component: proteasome regulatory particle, base subcomplex. The record is from RefSeq and is a predicted model, not a curated record. Bases 136 to 1461 code for a protein of 441 amino acids. Gene Ontology annotation, molecular function: proteasome-activating activity; ATP binding; ATP hydrolysis activity. The transcript is spliced from 12 exons.
UUAUCACUGCAGUACAUAGGAAAUAGUGAAGCAACAGCUACAUAGAAAAAAGACAAACCGGUCGAUCACAUUGUGUUCCGAGCAGUAAAAUCGACCAGUUGUGCUUUCCCUAUCUUUCUCAGAAAAGUUUUGAAGAUGGGUCAAAACCAGUCCGGGGGACCUGGCGGAGGCCAUGGUGACAAGAAAGAUGACAAGGAUAAAAAGAAGAAGUAUGAACCUCCUGUGCCAACGAGAGUUGGCAAAAGGCGGAGAAAGACCAAGGGCCCAGACUCGGCCAAUAAACUGCCCAAGGUAACCCCACACACUCGCUGUCGGUUGAAGCUCUUGAAGCUGGAACGCAUCAAGGACUACCUCUUGAUGGAAGAGGAGUUCAUCCGCAACCAGGAGCGCCUCAAGCCGCAAGAGGAGAAAGAUGAGGAAGAGCGUUCUAAGGUGGAUGACCUGAGGGGAACGCCCAUGUCAGUAGGUAGCCUAGAGGAGAUUAUUGACGAUAAUCACGCCAUCGUCUCUGCCUCGGUGGGCUCCGAGUAUUACGUCAGCAUCUUGUCAUUUGUCGACAAGGACCAGCUGGAGCCGGGAUGCACAGUUUUGCUGAAUCACAAGGUUCUUGCGAUUGUCGGCGUACUGAGUGAUGACACCGAUCCCAUGGUGUCUGUCAUGAAACUGGAGAAGGCUCCUCAAGAAUCCUAUGCUGACAUCGGUGGUCUAGAUCAACAAAUUCAGGAAAUUAAGGAAUCUGUUGAGCUGCCCCUGACCCAUCCAGAAUACUACGAAGAGAUGGGCAUCAAACCACCCAAGGGAGUCAUUCUGUAUGGUGCACCUGGAACUGGUAAGACUCUGCUGGCCAAGGCAGUAGCCAAUCAGACAUCGGCAACCUUCCUUCGAGUCGUCGGCUCCGAGCUGAUCCAAAAGUACCUUGGUGAUGGUCCCAAGCUGGUCAGGGAGUUAUUCAGGGUAGCUGAGGAGCACGCACCGUCCAUUGUUUUCAUUGAUGAAAUCGAUGCCAUCGGAACUAAAAGGUACGAGUCCAACUCUGGCGGUGAGCGUGAGAUCCAGCGUACUAUGCUUGAGCUUCUGAAUCAGUUGGAUGGGUUUGACUCGCGAGGGGACGUCAAGGUCAUCAUGGCUACAAACCGCAUAGAAACCCUGGACCCUGCUCUCAUCAGACCAGGUCGUAUCGAUCGGAAGAUUGAGUUUCCCCUGCCGGACGAGAAGACUAAACGUCGCAUCUUCAACAUCCACACCAGUCGAAUGACACUGUCCACUGAUGUCAAUCUAGACGAGUACAUCAUGGCUAAAGAUGACCUCUCUGGUGCUGACAUCAAGGCUAUCUGCACGGAAGCAGGACUGAUGGCCCUGAGAGAGAGACGCAUGAAAGUGACCAACGAAGACUUCCGCAAGUCUAAAGAGAAUGUCUUAUACCGCAAGAAUGAAGGCACACCAGAGGGGCUUUACCUAUAAUCUCAAAACUUCUCUAAUAACUCAAAGAUUAAUACAUGUAGUUUGGAUAUGCUAAAAUUUCAAUAGCAGUAAACAAGAGAACGUCUUUCCUUGAUAAGAUACUAGGGAAAGCCGUCUUUCCGAGGUACGAUAUCAGGGAAACAUGUCUAACAUUUUUUCAGUAUUCCAUCUUUUCAAGAUAGUUAUCAAGGAAACACAGAAAAUCAGUUGGUCACUUUAAGCUUCCGUAAAUUUGAGACACUGAGCAUUGUAGCUUUAUUCAAUGUUUCUGGGAUCUGGAGUCUAACCGACUAUAAUUUAGGGUUUAAUAGACAGACUUUUCUAGAGCAUUAUCACGUUAAAACAGUUUUGUGGUUUCCUUGUACGCCAUCUAACUCAUAUGAGGCCAACAUUCAUCCGCGGACAAAUACAACAAAAAAACAUCAACUUAAAAUUGAAAGGCAUUUACGGAAGAUGAAUUUUCAGUUUUUAGUAUGUAAAGUAAGAGUUAACACAUUCAUAUCAAAUUUAGGGUGAGGCUGUGAAAACUGAAAAUGUCAACUGAAGGAGGAAUUUGGCCAUUAAUUUUUACAAAGACAAUAAUCUGAUGGCUAUAGUCUUGUUUUCAUAUCUGGUGUUUGAUUGCUUUGAUAUCCCACAUGUAAAAAAAAGCUUUACAUGUCACAUUUUGUAAAACAAUACUGAAACCGCAUACAGGAAAGAUAUACAAACUUCUUUUUCUGUCCCUUUUAUUGUCAAUUGUUUAUAAUAUUACAUGCAGUGUUUUUUGUUAAUGGGAUAUUUCUGUUUCAAAUGUGUACAAGGUUUGUGCAAAUAAUAAAAUGUAAUUCAAUGUUCAAACACCAA